Messenger RNA from Serendipita indica DSM 11827, 2433 nucleotides. NCBI's taxonomy places the organism in Eukaryota, Fungi, Basidiomycota, Agaricomycetes, Sebacinales, Serendipitaceae. The record is from the annotation of a GenBank genome assembly.
AUGGCCAGUGCUUAUGCUCAUCCAGUAUCGCACCAGCAGCAGCAGCAGCAGUCUGCCUUUGUCCCGCUCACCGUCUGUACCGCUCAUCUCCACCGCACACAACGACGAGCACAAGACUCGGAUUCGAGCUCGGGAACGUCUGAUGAUGACGACGACGACGAGGAAAUGGCACUCGACCAGCCCAGCCGGGGCCACUCGCGCACCGCUCCCAACAACGGCGAGCGCACGAGAGCACCGAUAGUCGUGACUUAUGGUCCAUUUCAUGCUCCAGACGUCGAUGUCGCAGUUGCUUAUGGUGAAAUGGUCUGCUACCUCUGGUUCUGGCAACCAACCGCGUCCGCCCUCCAAUUACAGCCUCAGCCGCACUUUAUCCACUAUUUGUCAAAGGUCAUUGCCCAGACUCAGCUCUCCAAGACGUGUUUGGUUCUGGCUUUACAUUACAUCUGGCUCCUCAAGCGACCGCUCAUGGUCGGUGCUGCCGGCAAGCACGAAGCAGACAUGGGUCCUGUCAAUGCUCCCAGUGUCCUUGCAGCCUCCCAGGCCCACCAGGGUAGCCAGUACAUGGUCUCUGUUGUCGCCCUCAUGCUCGCCAACAAGUUUAUGGACGAUAAUACAUAUACGAACAAGUCGUGGGCCUCGAUUUGUGGUGUCACCCUCGAAAAGAUCAACGCCAUGGAGCGCGAGUUUCUCAUCGCAAUCAACCAUGCUCUGCACGUAGACGUCAACAGAUUCAUGUCUUGGAUCAGGAUCAUGCAGUCCUUUUUCAUCCAGCGCCAGUCCCGCUUCGAGUCGAGAUCACGUCCCAGACGUCCCCUCCCUCAUGGCCAUCAUCUCGCAGAGCCCAGCGUAUCCUCGUUUGCAACCCCACCACGCUCUCCAGGAUACGCCCGAGCGCGAUCUGCAAGCCCGGACCAGUUCCAGUUUACGUUUGUCCCGCCAACCACCCAUGUGCGACCUGAUACCCAGUCUACACUACCAUCCUCCCUCGCUGGCCGAUCUAUUCACCAUCCAAGACCUCUGACGCAGCACGGAAUGUACGCGCAUCCACGGUCCGACGCCUACGAGUCGGGUAGUGUCUCGUCCUCUUCCUCGCACCACCUUCUCCCUUGGGAUUCCCGCUCCGCGAGAACAGCGGCGUCUGAGACCCAUUCGGCGAGCGCCGUCGAGCCUCUACACCAUCACCUAUUGGAACGCUCCCGAAGUAAACGCUCCGCAUCUCAGGCCUUUAGUCCUCAGUCAGCCGAAGCGCCGCGUCCUCGACCAGAUGACCGCGCUCAGCACCAUCAUCAACAUCAUCAUCAUCAUCAUCUCCAUCCCGCCCGACGAGCUCAUGUCCACCAGCACCAGCACCAUCAUCAUCAUCAUCAUCCACCAGGAGGUCGAAGACUGCAUCAGGUUCAUGAACGACUCGCCUCUCGCCCAACUUCGGCUGUCGAAGCCAAUUUUGCGCGCAUGAGCCUGUCGUCGUCGUCGCUCGCCCCAUCUCCCAUCACAGACGAGCGCACCGCCAAUAAGCGAAACUCGAUGCACGCUUUCCCUCAUCUGACAGCACCGUUUGAUCCGUACACGGCGCCAUCGUUCCGAAACCAAGACUCGGCAGACGGCGAGCCACUCGAGUUGCAGUACUAUCAACUCGUCCAAGGCGGACGCGGCGUGCUUCGCGUGCAGCCCAAUGUAGCUGGUAUACCAUUCCCGGUGGAUGAUGCUUAUGAUCAGCACCUGCAGCAACAGCAACAGCAACAGCAGCAGCAACAGCAGCAGCAGCAACAACAACAACAGCAUUACCACCACCAGCCGGCCGAGUUUGCAUCGCCGUACGACAGACGCGAGCGCGUCCAUAGCACGGGGGCAAUAUCCAAUGGUCCCGAAACUGCAGGGUCACAAAUGAGACGGAUGCUAUACGCUUCGAGCGCGACACAAUCAACAGACGACGAAGAGGGGAUGAGUGGUUCCGAAUCGAGCAAUGGUACCGGUUGGGAGCAUCCGCAAUUCAGCCAAGAACGCUCCUCGGUCCACAUCCCUCAGGAUCAGCAUGGGUAUCUCCAGCCUACGUCCCAACCCCCAGCAAAUGGCACCGGAUACUCAUUGCCCCCGCUGAGUGCAAUCCUCGGAGACGCACCACUUCGAUUCUCGUCCCCGAGCAUGCGUCCAGCAGUGCCUUCGCCAGACGAUCAACACGUCAAGUAUGCACAGUUUGCCAACGCUGGCCCGCCAGCAAGCUAUGGGCCCCAGUGGGGAUUCCAGAUGCCAACGUCGAUGCCCUACCAUGUUCAAUACGCUUCUUUCCAUUCUCCAUCCCGUGGCACACGCUCAGCGAGCAUGCAACCCCGUCAGCACUCGUCGUUGCCACACUCUGCCUACGACUCUCAUCCUCAUCACCGUCCUCACCUACACCACGCACCUGGCGCCGUCGCACCUCACGCCUACUAUUAA